Molecule: messenger RNA, 1158 nt
Organism: Neoarthrinium moseri
Lineage: Eukaryota; Fungi; Ascomycota; Sordariomycetes; Amphisphaeriales; Apiosporaceae
Exons: 4
Coding region: 1-1158 (385 amino acids)
Source: RefSeq, a predicted model, not a curated record
AUGGCGGUCGCUUCUCGUGGGACGGAAGUGGCAUCGAUCACGUAUACCUUCUUGAUUCUGUCCACUAUUGCGACACUUCUUCGAAUCUACUGUCGUGGCUGGGUAAUCAAGGCGUUCUCCUACGAUGACUGGCUUGCGGUGGCGGCUCAGUUCCUGUUCAUAAUCUUCUGCGCCUAUGAAAUCACCGGCGUCACAUACGGCACUGGAAAACAUUUCGCUGAUAUCGAAGAUGGACACGUCCCGAAGGCAAUGCAGAUGUGGUGGACGUGUGAACCUCUUUACGUCUUGUGCAACAUGGCUAUCAAAGCCAGUAUUGCCAUCUUUUUGCUGCGCAUUUGCGUGACAAGAGUCCACAAGAUCAUCAUUUGGACUGUUAUCGGAGUCACUGAACUCUACAGUUUUUUCUUCUUCCUUCUUUUCGUCCUGCAAUGCCGGCCCACCUCUCUUUUCUGGCUUCGUUACUCAACAAACCCCCCAGAGGGAAAUUGCCUGGAUGCGUCCGUGGUUGCGAAUGCAUUCUAUGGCUAUUCCGCCAUUAGCUGUGUCACCGACUGGACCUACAGUAUUCUUCCAAUUUUCCUCGUUUGGUCGCUACAGAUGAACACCCGAGUGAAAGUUUCGGUGGUGCUUAUUUUGGCUGCCGGUGCAAUUGCAUCGAGUGCGACGAUCGUCCGUUUCCCCUAUCUCUACUCCCUGACCGACAUCAACGAUUUCCUUUACUCCACCGCAGAUGUCGCAAUCUGGUCAACCAUUGAGACUGGUCUUGGCAUCACUGCUGCCGGAGUUGCAACUCUCCGACCCCUCCUGAAGACCUUCUUCGGUGGAGGAUCAUCUGCUCCAGGACACGGCACCUCUGCUCGUCAAUGGCAAAGAACAGGCAGCGGUCAUCCUAAAGGAGAGACUGGUUUCGACUUGCACGACAGAAGCAACAAGGGUCUCGGAGUGACAACUGUCAUCGACUAUGGCAACAACCACGGCGUCGAUAUCGAGAGCCAAAAGGUCAAGGGUGAUAACCGAUCUGACACUUCAAACCCGUUUGCUGGCGGAGACGAUUGGAAUAGCAGCCAAACAAACCUGGCAGAAAGCCCAGAUAAUGGAGGGCAGGGAUGGAACAUUACGGUCAAGAAGUCGAUCGUUCAGACUAGUGGCAACGCCUAA